Bactrocera neohumeralis is the source of this 5486-nucleotide messenger RNA. RefSeq names its product protein prickle (gene pk). NCBI's taxonomy places the organism in Eukaryota, Metazoa, Arthropoda, Insecta, Diptera, Tephritidae. Gene Ontology annotation, molecular function: zinc ion binding. The record is from RefSeq and is a predicted model, not a curated record. The coding region runs from base 480 to 4931 and encodes 1483 amino acids. The transcript has 6 exons.
CUUGCCGAAAAGGGUUAAAAAAAAAACCAAGGAAUGGACCAGCGGUGUCUAUAAACAGGAGCAGCAGAACAAAGGCGCACAACUAUAACGAAAUAAUUAUACCAAAAACAAAGCAGACAACACAACAACAACAAUAACAGAGACCUAAAAAAGUACAAAAUAAAAGCAAAGACACAAAGCCAAUACAAGAAGAGAAGAGUACCAUAUUUCUGCUUGUUUUGAAAUGAAGAGAAAAUAAAAAAUAAAAAUAACGAAGCUUUAAAACACAAUAACAACUAGAACAAAGGUAGCAGCACACAAAAAAGUCUUGAAAUAUAACAAAAACUGCAACAGUAAUUGCUGAUAUACUUGCAACACAACCAAAUUACUAUAGCAACAAGCAACAACAGCAAUAAAAAUCAGCAAUAACAACUUUUACAAGUACCUACACACACACACACAUACACACUGAAGGCUCUAAUAGCGCAGGCACCAGCAACAUGGAGAACAUGUCAUCAUCAAUUGAACCGGUGCCGGUGGUGCCGCGCACCGCCAAUUUGCUGGCGUGCAAACAAUGGUGGCGCGUCUGCUUCUUAUAUGGCGACCAGCAGAAGUACUAUCGUCAAGUUUACAGCAAAGCGGCUGCGCAACGGCUGGCGCUCUCCACUGGCGGCACGCUAACAGCCACCGGCUUUCCACCAGACAACAGCAGCGGCAACGACAACGAUAAUGACAACGAAAAUGAGACGCACAGUGGCAAGGACAGCGGCUGCAGUGGCAGCAUGCAGACCGCUGACUAUGAUACGGUGGCUGGCGAUUUUAUCGAAACGCAAUUAGACGACGCAGAUGCUAGCGAAAUACUAGCAACAACAGCAACAUCAAUUACAGCUACAACAUUGGCAGAUGCGAUCAACAGCACCGAUAUGGUUAAAAACCAUAAUCAGGAGUUGAACAAACUGACAGCGAAGCGUAAGAAGAAGCAGAAGGCUAAAGAAGGUGACGAGCAAGCGCCACCAGUGCCACUCUUUCCCUCCAAAUAUCAGACCAUGAAUGUCAGUGCGUCCGAGUCGCCGGGCACGAAUGCGCUUUUCAACACAACGAGUCGCGGCAAAAAGUUGCUACGCUCGCUGCGUGUGCACGUCGGCAAGGGUGGUGACAAGUCGGCGAAGACACGGCAUAAAGCGGCGCAAAACUCACCCGACCAACCCGAGAGCGAGGCUACCAAAGGUAAUGCCAAAGUCACUGUGCUGGAUGACCCGUUCCUUUUCGGCAUUGACGCCGAUCAUUUGGGUGAUUUGGUGCGCGGCAAGCAAUAUGCGCCCAACACCACCGAACAUAUUUCCCAAUAUUAUAAUACCUAUCUGGAACAAGAGCAGCUCGCAUUGGAUGCGCAUAACGGCGCUCAGUUAGACUUCGGUCAACAUCUGUCUACAGCUUCUUCAACACCCGUGCAAUACGGCUUCAUGCCACAAGGGCCAGAUGCGGAACCAAAGCCCGCGCUGCCACCUAAAAAGAAGAAGCAGAGUAAAUACGAAUCUCUCGGUGGUUUAAUGCAUGGUGAUCUCGUCGAUGGUGGCUCUUCAGAACUGCAGCUAAAUGAGAGCGAUUUACAAUUUUUGAAUUUGAAUAUGCGCAAUCGCAGUUUGCCGCGCAGUAUGAAACCGUUCAAGGAUGUGCCUACUGAUAUUAGUUUCACAUUCACUGAGGCGGAUGGUGAUGCUGCGUCGCCCCCACAUCCAGCGCCGCUGCAGAAGAGCGCCACCUGUGAGCGCGACAUGAAUUUGGGUGCGAAUCUGAAAAGAGAGGAGUGUGAUGAGCCCAUCAGUCGCACGCCGCUCACACAGGUCUCCUACCUGCAAAAGAUACCAACACUGCCGCGCCACUUCUCGCCCAGCGCAGCAGCAGCAGCGACGGGCGGAAGUAGCAGUUUAGGCCUUGGCGCGCCAGGUGCAACAUCAGCACUGCUCGCCGGCAGCGUUUUGCCCAGCAGCUCGUCAGCUAGCGCUUUAUAUAGUCCCAAUGCCACAGGUUUGCCGACCUCACCGCUGCCCCUACAGCGUCAAUUUCAUCACGCGCCACCACCGCAACACGGACAACAACAACAACAACAGCUACAACAUCAACCGCCUUUGCCGCCACUACAUCAUCAUCAAUUGCAUCCGCAACAAUAUUUGCCACCGCAUCACCAGCUGCCACCGCCAGCGCCGCCGCAUGCCGCUGCCUCAACGGUCGGUAUGUUGGCGCAUCAUGCACCACAACAGUAUUCACCGGCGCAUUCAGCGCAUUCUUCAUCGUCCAAGUACUCCAGCUCAUCGCUGAAGCACCAACAGCAGCAACAACAACAACAGCAUCAUGGUAUGCCGCAACCACAGCAACAUGCGCCACACCAGCUGUCGCCGGCGAUUUCAUCACCUUCACCGCCCUCGCUGCUGCACCACCCAUCGUCGGCGCAUGCGCCCUUCGCGCUGGUCGGUCACCAGCAGCUCGACAUGCAGCGGCAUUCGCACUCGGACGAUGACAGCGGUUGCGCGCUGGAGGAGUACACUUGGGUGCCGCCCGGUCUGAGACCCGAUCAGGUACGCUUGUAUUUCUCACAAAUACCCGAUGAUAAAGUGCCAUAUGUGAAUAGUCCUGGUGAACAAUAUCGAGUGCGGCAAUUGUUGCAUCAACUUCCGCCGCAUGAUAAUGAGGUUCGUUACUGUCACUCAUUGACGGAUGAGGAACGCAAGGAACUUCGCCUAUUCUCCACACAGCGCAAACGUGACGCUCUCGGACGUGGCAAUGUCAGACAGCUGAUGAGUGCGCGCCCCUGCGAUGGUUGUGAUGAAUUGAUUUCCACCGGCGACAUUGCUGUAUUCGCUACACGCCUGGGUCCGAAUGCUUCGUGGCACGCCGGUUGCUUCAUUUGCUGCAUUUGCCAUGAGCUGCUAGUCGAUCUCAUUUACUUUCACCGCGAUGGCCGUCUCUAUUGUGGACGUCAUCAUGCAGAGACAUUGAAGCCCCGCUGCUCUGCCUGUGAUGAGAUAAUCCUUGCCGAUGAAUGCACCGAAGCGGAAGGACGUGCCUGGCAUAUGAACCACUUCGCGUGUCAGGAGUGCGAGAAACAGCUAGGCGGUCAACGUUAUAUAAUGCGCGAGGGCAAGCCGUAUUGUCUGCUCUGCUUCGACGCGAUGUUCGCCGAGUACUGUGACUACUGCGGCGAGUCCAUUGGUGUGGAUCAGGGUCAAAUGAGCCACGACGGCCAACACUGGCAUGCGACGGACGAAUGUUUCUCUUGCAACACAUGUCGCUGUUCGCUUUUGGGACGUGCAUUCUUGCCACGUCGCGGUUGCAUUUACUGUUCAAUUGCUUGCAGUAAAGGUGAACCGCCCACACCAUCGGAUAGUUCGGGUGCUGGCAUGUACACCACACCGACACCGCCAACGCAACGUGUGCGUCCGCAGACGCGCAUACCCAGCAGUCAUGCAUCCAGUUCACCGCCAAUGUCACCAAUGCAACAACAACAGCACCAAAAUAGCUUCAAUCAAGCGAUGUAUCAGUUGCAGAGUCAACAGAUAGCGGCGGGUAUAGUUUGUGCGGGUACGGGUGGUGGACCAACCGCCACCGAUAUGAAUGUUGGUAGCGAUAGAGGGGGUGAUAGCGCUGCGCCAGUCAGUGGUGCAGAUGAUGUGACGCUUAGAGAUCCAACAAAACAAAGCUACCCAACAUCAGACUCUGACGGCGGUGUGGUCAAGGAUUUGGAACAUGCGAUUGGUAGUCGCAGUGCUGGUGAUUUUACAGACUUAUCAGGCGGUGCGCCUUCAACAUCUUCACAGAAUCUAUCACCGCUGAUCUCACCUGGCGAAUACACACAUUUGAUGCCACAACCAAUGGAGCUGAAAUCUGAGGCUGCUUAUAACUUCAAUGAGAUGUCGCUCAACUUAGAUGCAGCUUGGCCUAGUAAGCCGCCGCAUCCCGGCUCACAUACAUAUAACCUACCGCGUCAUAUGCAACAUGUCUCGAAAAUGGAAAGCUCUAUGACCUCGAGUAUGCCCGAACUUACUGGACGACCGGCUACACAGCCACCAUCGACUGGCACACACACUACCUCGCAACAAUUCGCACAAGACUAUGGUGAUCCGAUCACUUCAGCACUACCCUCCGACAUCGGCGAGCUACCCACACCCAAUUUGUCGGUAGCUUCGACCACGCUACCGCCCGAAUUGAUGGGCUCACCCACAGCCUCAGGCGGCGAGCGCUCAAUAACCUCGCCACAGUCUACGCAAUCCGGUCAACCACCCAUAUAUCCAGUGUCCAUACUCAGCGGCGCUUCAUCCUCAUCACCAAUGAGCGGCGCAACGGGUGAGGUGAAAAAGAAAGGUGUACGCUUCGAAGGUUUACCACCAGACCCACUGCCGCGUUCACGCAGCUACUCCGGCAACGGCGCGGGCACACGCGACCGUGAGCGCGAUCGUGACCGUGACCGUGACCGAGACCGCGACCAUGAGCGGAGCAAGAGCAAAGACUGCUGCAGCGGUGAACGUUCUUCCGGCGGUAGCGGUCAUCACUCAUCGCGUCGCAGACGGCGUCGCAAAUCAUCGGGUCAUCGCAGCAACGGUUACCGCUCGCAUUCCACAACGCGCGCCGACACCUACGUGACAACACAACCGCUCUCCUCCUCCUAUCAAGGACCACCAUCGGUGUUACAACGCGCUUCUAACACAAGCAGCACAUCCGCAGCACAGCCUGUCACGCAUUGUGGCGACGAUGAAUCGGAUGAUGCCUCGAGCGUUUGUUCCACUUGCUCGUCAUCCUCGUCCUCCUCCGAAGACUAUAUGAUGUAUCAGUUGCCGCAGCGACGACAUUAUGGCGGUGUGCGCGUCAGCUAUGUGCCCAACGAUGCGCUCGCCUAUGAUCGCAAACGAAAACCGACGGAUAUGAGUGACAAGGACAAGAACUGUAUUAUUUCGUGAUGCGUUGUUGUAGUGUUGUGUGAAGUUACGGGGCAAGCGCGUACAUGCGGUUGUGUGGCAUCAGCAACCAUUAAAAGUUGUCAGUCAGCGCAGCAGUGGAAAUAAAUGGGCGGCAGCGCCGCUGGCAAUCGAAGCCUAUAAUAUUUAAACAAAAACAAAAAGUACAACAAAAUUUAAAUGUGAAACGUAAUUAAAAAGAGGCAACAAUUAUUUAAAAUUAAAUAUAUGUAUAUGGCUUCCAGGCACCCUAAAUCAAAGCGGCGGCGGCGGGUAUCAAAGCGUUGGCAUUUACCAUCUGACAUAAUUAAUGAUUUAUAAAUUGCUUUAGUGAUGAGUUAAGUUGAAAGAGGAAAUUAAAGUGUAAUUGAAAACUUUAAAACAAAAAUUAGUAAAUGCCACUUCGGAAGAAGAAGUAAAGCAGAAUAAAUUUUAGAAUUGAAAUUACAAACAAAAGAAAAAAUAAUUUUAAAAAAUAUUUAAAUCUUAAAAAAAAAAUAUUUUAAAAAUGUUUGAACUUGUUUUUUAUUUUAAUUAAAAAUUAAAAAAAAAUAAUAU